Saccoglossus kowalevskii is the source of this 2699-nucleotide messenger RNA. RefSeq names its product sox7/17 protein (gene sox7/17). NCBI's taxonomy places the organism in Eukaryota, Metazoa, Hemichordata, Enteropneusta, Harrimaniidae. Gene Ontology annotation, molecular function: DNA-binding transcription activator activity, RNA polymerase II-specific; RNA polymerase II cis-regulatory region sequence-specific DNA binding. Gene Ontology annotation, biological process: cell differentiation; positive regulation of transcription by RNA polymerase II. Gene Ontology annotation, cellular component: nucleus. The record is from RefSeq and is marked provisional.
UGCUGCCUCGGGUAACGUCACAAAUGCGACACAGGCCGCCAAUUACAAGUGGAUGGAAAAAAUCCGUGAACGAAACAACCACUACCAAGCAGAAGAAAGAGCCGCGUAUUCGGAGACCCAUGAACGCGUUCAUGGUAUGGGCAAAAGACGAGCGCAAACGACUCGCCGAUCAAAACCCCGAUCUCCACAAUGCCGAUCUGAGCAAAAUGCUCGGUAAAGCUUGGCGCAAUCUCAGUUUGGUCCAGAAAAGACCGUUUGUGGAGGAGGCCGAACGAUUGCGCGUGCAACAUAUGACGGACCACCCGGACUACAAAUACCGCCCAAGACGUAGAAACAAGCAACCUAAACGAGUUUGCAAACGCGUGGAACCGGGACGAUUUCUGCCAUCACUUGGCGACCUGACUGCCCCGGCGAAUACCGAUCUGGGAGCGACGCCACAGACGCCGUCCACACCGGGAAUCCCAUCUUCGUCUCCCCCUACGCCGAAUGUUAGCUCCCUUCACACUCCAGAUGUAUCACCGCGUACAUCGCCAACUCCUGACCAGAAUCGUUUGAAAUUAACGAUCGGCGGUGAAACUGCUGCAACUUUGAAAACAACCAGUAUCCUUUCCAACCUAUUUGAGAAAACGACCACGGCAAAUACGGCAAAUGUCGAUCCACUGGCCGCCAUGAACUUACCAACACCGGUCAUGUCGCCACUCAACACAGUUGAAACGGACAAUAACAUUUUCACUUUCCCGACAACUUUUGACGAGCUUGCCUGCAUGCCGGAGCCGAUGACGCUGACGCCACACCAGCAGCAACUUGCGAAUACAACAAACAUUGCCAACUCUGUUUUUACGACUUACGCCACCACUCACCCUGCAAGCGCUAGUACGAACAGCCUUAGCAGCAUGAACGGAACCCAGCACCUGAGUACUCUUCGGGCCUUGGUUGCUAGCCCUCAUCCGCUGUCGUCAACUUUGUUCAAUAACAGCAGCCUUAACCCUCUUCAAAUAACGCCACCAAUGCUCCCUGCGUCUACGAUCACCGGAAGUAUUCCGACAACUCCCAUCACCAUGGACACGAAUGUCAAUUUCCCAAUAAAAAACGAACCUCUUUCAUGUCAAACAAGUCUUCCAGGUGAAAUUGACAUGACACCCCCUCUCAUAUCUCCCAGUGACCUUUUGAACAAUAAUAUGGUCAAACAAGAAAAUACGUCACUUCAAGACGAAAUUACGAACCAGAUCAUUAUGACUGACAAUGGAAAUAUGAACAUCUCGCAGACGACCAUAGAUAGCGUUAUCUCCGCUUUUGAGCAGUUCACGGAUGCGGAGUUGCUAGGCGACGUUGACCGGGAUGAGUUCGAUAUGUAUCUUAAUACCCAGCAACCUAACUUUGAAAGCACGUUGAUAUCGGUGCUGGCUGACGCCAGCGCGUCUAUGUACUAUAUGAACUGAAUCCAGUCGAGCUUUUUGUCAUGAAUGAACUCGUAUCCGAGGCUGUGUAUAUUUACUGCGAGUCCUCUUCCCGAAUUGGCGUAGCUUCGAUCAACUACCGGGAAAAACAUCAACGGUGCAGCUUUAUUCGAGCGCCACCACGAAAGACAUUAUUCAACAUAUUUACCACUGUUUAGAACCAUUGUUUGAAAUACGCAUGCGCAUUUCCAACUUCACUUAAUUUUGUCUAUAUAUUUUAUUGUUUAACAAUUUACACCAAAUCGUUUAUAUUAAAAGUAAUUUUUAAAAAUUGUUUAAAAAAAAAUGCAAGCAUGCAUGUUGAUUUAGCUUCACUGCAUACAAUUUACAAAGAUAGAGGGCCCAUAUUAGGCAGCGACAUUCCAUAAAAUCAUGAUUUCCCUGAAACAUAGUGCUGCUUCAAUAGACACAUAUUCGUUUUUUCAGUACUUUCAACUAUUAUAAAGCAACAGUAUCUAACAUUGUUUGUCAAUGGUACAAGUUUGUUGCCAGAAUCAUUUCAUUGUAAAUAAUUACACUUGAAAAUCACAUUUUUAAGAUUUACUCCGAUAUUUUGUUAGACGAAGAUUGGGUUGGAAACACUUGGCUGCCAUCUUGUUAAGUAUGUUUGAUUAUUGACUGUUGAUCUCUGCGCACUGCUCUGUGUGCACUGCUCGUGCGCAAUAAAAGCUGCGCAGUGUUGCGUUUUAGUCGGAAGAGGUUAUGAAGUUCGUGAAAAUUUGUUCCAAGUGCAACGAGAAGUGUUUGAGACAAUAGGCUCAGUGUAUACGUACUUUUUAGUUAUUAUUACAAUAUGCCUUGCACUAACGUUCUUUAAAACAUAAUGACUAUUACGAGUAUUGUUACGAGUGUGGCCUUAGUAAAACCGAACUCUCGCUCAAAAAAACAAUGGUUGUCAUGUCAAUUUUGGCUGUGACUAUACAUGGGAAAGAAAAAUCAAUGACAAGGUCUCGCGCAUCGCGAGAUAUUGCGAGAACGGAAACUUCCUGAUACAUUCCGCCAUUUUGAAUUAUAACAAAUAACGCAACAAAUAUUUUAGCUUUGGAGAAAACCUAUUAGAGAAAUAUCUUUUCAAGAGUUUAUAUUGUUUUAUAUGUGUUUAUUAAAAGUGUUUUAAGUGUGAAGAACGGAGAAGAAAAGAUUGUUAUUUUGAUUUUAAAAGAAUGUACAUGAUCGUCUAAAAUACGGUGCUGGACACAAUAGAUUGUUAUGCAAAAAAACUUAUUAAAGUUAUUUUAAAUU